CCACGAACAAAAAAAAAAAAAGUAUAUACAAUGCCCUUCACGCAAUCGGUAAGUCGUCGUUUUUUUCUGAAGGAGUUGGAUAUGAUCGAGGGGAGUGCUUAUUAUAGGGUCAUUACUAUGUAUUUGACCAAGUUUGUUUCAUUCAAAUGGUGGGUUUUUUGGCUAUAUUUUUACCGACAUGUUUGGCCUACUGGAUCUGAAAUCUCUGGCUUCACACCUGAUUUGAAGUCAAUGAUAGAUAGUUUAUGGGUAUUUUGCCCUGCAGUUUUUAAGAAGAAUUCCUUACCCAGCAUUGGUAUCGAACAGCAAGUGCUCCUGUUUCAUACCCACCUUCAUUAUCUAGUAGAACCAAAUAUUUCUUGCCCUCUUCUCAGAUUUCAGUUGAUUGUUUCUUGGGAUUGAACUCUAAAAAAGGAAAAUGAUUGUGUCUUGGGAAAUGGGUCCAAAGAUUAAGGUCUUCCUUUCAUUGAUUUCAAUUCAAGUUUUGAUUGUAGCAGCAUCAACGAAUUCAGCUGAUGUUCUUGCUCUGAAAUCACUCAUGUCUGGCUGGACGAACACGCCACCCAACUGGGUUGGGUCAGACCCUUGUGGCGGCAGCUGGGAAGGAAUUUCAUGCACCAAUUCACGCGUGACCUCCUUGAAAUUAGGAGGGACAAAUUUGAAUGGUUACUUUUCCAAUGACAUCACAUCAUUAUCUGCGUUGCAAUAUCUGGAUCUAUCUAACAAUAAGGGUCUGACAGGAACUCUUCCACAAUCAAUUGGGAAUUUGACUAAUCUUUCUACCUUAAUGCUGAUCGGUUGCAGUUUCUUUGGUUUAAUUCCAGACUCAAUUGGAUCUCUUCAGCAGUUGACCUACUUAUCUCUGAAUUCGAAUAACUUCAGCGGACCAAUUCCGAAUUCCAUUGGUAAUUUGAAUAUUCUUAUUUGGCUAGAUGUAACCGCUAACCAGCUAAAUGGAACAAUUCCCAUCUCCAAAGGGACCACAACGGGUCUGGACAUGCUAGUUAAUACGAAGCACUUUCAUCUCGGACAGAAUCAGCUCGUUGGCAGCAUCCCAUCUCAACUUUUUAACCCAAACAUGCAAAUGAUACAUGUGAUUUUGGACAACAACCUACUUACUGACAGGAUCCCUUACGAAAUGGGAAAUGUGCAAACUUUGGAGGUGGUACGCCUCAAUGGGAAUUCACUUAAUGGUUCUGUCCCUGCAAACCUAAACUACCUUACAAGUCUCAGUGAGCUGUACUUGGCCAACAAUAAUCUGACUGGAGUUCUGCCCAACCUCACAGGGAUGGACCUCCUUAACUAUGUGGACAUGAGCAACAAUAGUUUCGACGCAUCAAGUGCUCCUCCAUGGUUUACAAGCCUACAAUCUUUGACGACAUUAAUGAUGGAACGCACCCAACUUCAAGGACAUAUACCAGUCAAUCUCUUCAGCCUUCCUCAGUUGCAGACUGUGGUACUGAGUAACAACCAACUUAAUGGAACCUUGAAUGUUGCCACAACCUCUAACAGUGAACUGACGCUCGUUGAUUGUACAAACAAUGUGAUUACGAACUAUACAAAAGCAACAGGAUCAACUGCAGAUGUAAUAUUGGCGGGUAACCCAAUCUGUAAUGGAACUAAUGCAUCACAAAGUUAUUGCUCAGCUCAGAAUUCCAAUUCCUCAAGUUCCAUACCAUCAAAUUACUGCCCAACCACAAUUUGCAGUUCAAAUGAAGUACUAAGCCCGAAUUGCACAUGCGCCUUUCCUCUCACAGGAACUCUGCACUUCAUAUCUUUCUCCUUCUCCAAUUUGGAAAACUCCACUUACUCCAAGUUCCUUGUGGGUACUCUGAUGUCGGCCUUUUUGUCCAGUCAUCUUCCAGUAGAUUCAGUUGCCGUUAGUGAUCCAACCAUCGACAUGUAUUCUUACCUUCAGUUCACAAUCCAAAUCUUCCCUUCUGGCCAAGAUGAGUUUAAUCGUACGGCAGUUUCUGGCAUUGGAACUCUCCUCAAUCUCCAACCUUUUCAGAUCAAAGAUUAUUUCGGUCCCUUCUUCUUUAUUAGUGAAAACUAUUGUUGCUUUGCAGAUGCUCCUUCCAGUACAAACAAGUCAUCAAAUGCUGGCAUUAUUGCUGGAGCAGCAGUUGGUGGUUCAGUGCUCGUGUUACUAUUGAUUGGGGUUGGAAUUUAUGCUUACCGUCAAAAGAAAAGAGUUGAAAGAACGAGUGAACAGAAUCCUUUCGCUUCUUGGGAAUCCAAUAAAACAAGUGGUGACGUUCCUCAGCUGAAAGGAGCGAAACUGUUCUCAUUUGAAGAACUUGAGAAAUGCACGGACAACUUUUCAGAAGCCAAUGUCAUUGGAGCUGGGGGCUAUGGGAAGGUGUAUAAAGGAACUAUUGCCUCUGGGCAACUAGUUGCCAUCAAAAGAGCUCAACAGGGAUCGUUGCAAGGUGCUCUUGAAUUCAAAACAGAAAUCGAGCUUCUAUCACGAAUUAAUCAUAAGAAUGUUGUCGAGCUUGUCGGUUUCUGUUACGAGCAAGGUGAACAAAUGCUGGUCUAUGAGUACGUUCCAAAUGGUACUUUAAACGAAAACCUUGCAGGGAAGGAGAGAAAGAAAAUGGAUUGGAUGAGGAGGCUCAGCGUGGCGCUUGAUUCGGCAAGAGGUCUAGCAUAUUUGCAUGAGCUUGCCAACCCUCCUAUCAUACACAGGGACAUCAAAUCAAAUAACAUCUUGCUAGAUGAUCAAUUAACUGCAAAGGUUGCUGAUUUUGGUUUAUCCAAACUCAGGGGUGAUAUUGAAAAGGGAUAUGUCACCACUCAAGUCAAAGGGACAUUGGGUUACAUGGAUCCUGAAUAUUACAUGACUCAACAGUUGACUGAAAAGAGCGACGUUUACAGCUUUGGAGUCGUCCUUCUAGAGCUCGUAACGGGAAGAGCACCAAUAGCGCGCGGAAAGCACAUUGUGAGAGUAGUGAAUGAGGCAAUGGAUGGCUCAGAAGAUCCAUACAGCAAUCUUCAGGAGGUUCUUGAUCCAAAUCUGGACAGACAUCUUGUUGGUUUGGAGAAGUUUGUGGAACUGGCAAUGAGUUGUGUAAGCGACUCGGGAGCCGGGCGGCCAACGAUGGGUGAGGUGGUGAGAGAAAUUGAAAACAUCAUUCAGAUGGCUGGUAUGAAUCUCGACAAAAUCAAAUCGGCCAACACCAUUUCAUCAGAUUAUUCAACUGAGGAGAACAUUCAAAGUCCUUAUAGUGGUGAAGACCCCUUCCACUAUAGCAUGGGUUCUCUGCCUUUCAACGUAGAGAGCCACUAAAACUGCGUUUGGAUCAUAUGCAUUUCUCGGACAAAAAAGCACAGGAAAAUUCUUGGGAUAUGUUUGAAUCGUUUUCUUUUCACCAAUCUGCGGUCAAAUUUAUACCAAAGAUAAUUGUCCCAUAUUCUUGUUUUUUUUUUGUUUUUUGUGGAGGAACAUAGUGUAUACUUGAGUAGGGAACAAUUUGGCUAUUGCAUGAGAGUUCCUUUCGGUUGAA
Rhododendron vialii is the source of this 3509-nucleotide messenger RNA. Its product is annotated as leucine-rich repeat receptor protein kinase HPCA1-like. NCBI's taxonomy places the organism in Eukaryota, Viridiplantae, Streptophyta, Magnoliopsida, Ericales, Ericaceae. The record is from RefSeq and is a predicted model, not a curated record. Gene Ontology annotation, molecular function: protein binding; ATP binding; protein kinase activity. The transcript is spliced from 19 exons. Bases 419 to 3292 code for a protein of 957 amino acids. Gene Ontology annotation, biological process: protein phosphorylation.